AUGGGUCAGAGGGGCGGAGGGGUGGAAGGGGCGAUGGGUGUGGAGGGGCGGAGAGGCCCGACGGCCUCCAUCUCACGGCCGCAGCCUCCACCUCACGGCACCAGCCUCCCCCUCACGGCACCAGCCUCCCCCUCACGGCACCAGCCUCCCCCUCGCGGCUCCAACCUCCCCCUCACGGCCACAGCCUCCCCCUCACGGCACCAGCCUCCCCCUCACGGCACCAGCCUCCCCCUCACGGCCACAGCCUCCCCCUCACGGGCCCCAGCUUCCCCCUCACGGCCACAGACCCCCCCUCACGGGCCCCAGCCUCCCCCUCACGGCACCAGCCUCCCCCUCACGGCCACAGCCUCCCCCUCACGGGCCCCAGCCUCCCCCUCGCGGUCCCAGCCUCCCCCUCAAGGGCCCCAACCUCCUCCUCGCGGCCCCAGCUUCCCCCUCACGGGCCCCACCCUCCUCCUCGCGCCUCCCCCUCACGGGCCCCACCUUCCUCCUCGCGGUCCUAGCCUCCCCUUCACGGGCCCCACCCUCCCCCUUGCGGUCCCAGCCUCACCCUCACGGGCCCCACCCUCCUCCUCGCGGUCCCAGCCUCCCCCUUACGGGCCCCACCCUCCUCCUCGCGCCUCCCCCUCACGGGCCCCAGCCUCCUCCUCGCGGUCCCAGCCUCCCCCUCACGGGCCCCACCCUCCUCCUCACGGCACCAGCCUCCCCCCACUGCCACAGCCUCCCCCUCACGGGCCCCAGCCUCCCCCUCACGCCUUCCCCUCACGGGCCCCAUCCUCCUCCUCGCGGCCCCAGCCUCCCCCUUACGGCCACAGCCUCCCCCUCACGGGCCCCAGCCUCCCCCUCACGGGCCCCAGCCUCCCCCUCACGGCCACAGCCUCCCCCUCACGGGCCCCACCUUCCUCCUCGCGGUCCCAGCCUCCCCCUCACGGGCCCCACCCUCCUCCUCACGGCACCAGCCUCCCCCUCACUGCCACAGCCUCCCCCUCACGGGCCCCAGCUUCCCCCUCACGGGCCCCAGCCUCCUCCUCGCGGUCCCAGCCUCCCCCUCACGGGCCCCACCCUCCUCCUCACGGCACCAGCCUCCCCCCACUGCCACAGCCUCCCCCUCACGGGCCCCAGCCUCCCCCUCACGGGACGUCGACAGCGGCGGACAAACAUCUGGGCCGAGGGAACGCUGACCUCCUGCUCAUGUUCAGGGAAGAGUGGAGGCUGAUACCCCAUGGAACAUUCGAAAAGGGAGAGUCCCGUGGCAAAACUGGGAAGGGUGUUCCGGACAUACUCAACCCAGACCAGUUGACGGCUCCAGCCUCCCCCUCACGGGCCCCAGCCUCCUCCUCGCGGUCCCAGCCUCACCCUCACGGGCCCCACCCUCCUCCUCACGGCACCAGCCUCCCCCCACUGCCACAGCCUCCCCCUCACGGGCCCCAGCCUCCCCCUCACGACUCCCCCUUACGGGCCCCACCCUCCUCCUCGCGGCCCCAGCCUCCCCCUCACGAGCCCCACUCUCCUCCUCGCGGUCCCAGCCUUCCCCUCACGGGCCCCAUCCUCCUCCUCGCGGCCCCAGCCUCCCCCUUACGGCCACAGCCUCCCCCUCACGGGCCCCAGCCUCCCCCUCACGGGCCCCAGCCUCCCCCUCACGGCCACAGCCUCCCCCUCACGGGCCCCACCUUCCUCCUCGCGGUCCUAGCCUCCCCCUCACGGGCCCCACCCUCCCCCUUGCGGUCCCAGCCUCCCCCUCACGGGCCCCACCCUCCUCCUCGCGCUUCCCCCUCACGGGCCCCAGCCUCCUCCUCGCGGUCCCAGCCUCCCCCUCACGGGCCCCACCCUCCUCCUCACGGCACCAGCCUCCCCCCACUGCCACAGCCUCCCCCUCACGGGCCCCAGCCUCCCCCUCACGCCUCCCCCUCACGGGCCCCAUCCUCCUCCUCGCGGCCCCAGCCUCCCCCUCGCGGCUCCAGCCUCCCCCUCACUGCCACAGCCUCCCCCUCACGGGCCCCACCCUCCUCCUCGCGACUCCCCCCCACGGUCCCAGCCUCCCCCUCACGGCACCAGCCUCCCCCUCACGGCUACAGACUCCCCCCCACGGCACCAGCCUCCCCUUCGGCCCCAACCUCCCCUCUUCUUAAAACACUCAAACACACUCUGCACAGCUGCACCGCUCCGCUCCCCUCAUCCAGCCCUGCCAAAGAACUGGGGCUCCAUGCUUCCUGCCUUUGA
Messenger RNA from Salvelinus fontinalis (brook trout), 2220 nucleotides. RefSeq names its product basic proline-rich protein-like. The record is from RefSeq and is a predicted model, not a curated record. NCBI's taxonomy places the organism in Eukaryota, Metazoa, Chordata, Actinopteri, Salmoniformes, Salmonidae. The coding region runs from base 1 to 2220 and encodes 739 amino acids. The transcript is spliced from 11 exons.